UCACGUUGGUUGUAGCCAUCUUCUUCACAUACAUGAAUGAUUCAUUCGCCCAAUACAUGAGACAGAUGUCCAUCACCAUCUCUAUUCUCUAAACACCUAUCAAUACGCAUAAUUAUAAUACGUAUCCUUCCUGUUAAUUAUUCCCGUUUUUUCUCCGUCAAUCUCUCUCGUUUGAAUAUUCAACAAUCAUCAUCAUCAUCACCAACGAAUCUUCUGCUUCAAUUUCAAAGAUCUGACUGCUUCCUGCCUGAUUCACUUUCACUGGUAAAAUCUUCACUUUCAUUUCUUAUUUCAUACUUUCGUCUUCUUCGGUAUCCACCGAUUAAAGCGGCGAUGGAUAAAGAGCCACUCCUAUCGACGACGAAUACACCAUCGGUACUCUGUCCUCUACCCGAAGACGAUGAAAUCUCCAUACCUGUAACCCUAACCCCUUCAGAGUUCAAAGAUAUGCUUAUCUUUGGCUCUCCAAGAGAACCAAUUGUUGAUGCGUUAGCUUUGUCUUUCAAUAAUAAUCAAAGGCCGUUUGCUUCUGAUUUGAAUUCGAAUUCGAUAUUAAGCCCUGAUGGUGAUCCGGAUCCUCCUCCGUCAUGGUUAUCAGAUCCUAAUUAUUCAUUUGGGAAGACUAAUCUACACCGCUCCAAAACAGCACCUGCUAUGGCUGCGAUUAAUGAUUUUGAGCAUCCUGCAGCAGAGACCAGACCGCCUCAGUCCAGUUCAUCCUCGAUUGUUCGCCAAGCGGUAUUGCUUUUGAUCUUGUAUUUGUCACUUGGUGUCGUCAUUUACUGGUACAACAGGGAACAUUUUGUUGCUUCUGAGACACAUGUCGUCGUUGAUGCCCUUUAUUUUUGCAUAGUUACAAUGUGUACCAUCGGCUAUGGUGAUAUAACGCCUAAUACUGUUGUCACCAAGCUCUUUUCCAUUAUGUUUGUGUUGGUUGGGUUUGGGUUUAUUGAUAUCUUGCUUAGUGGGAUGGUUAGCUAUGUUCUGGAUCUGCAAGAAACUCAUUUGUUGCGGUCGUUAAAGCAUGGGGGGCAUGAUGUCGAUCAUGAUCAUCCUUCGUAUAUAAUUGAUGUGAAGAAGGGGAGGAUGAGGAUUCGGAUGAAGGUGGCGUUGGCUUUAGGGGUUGUGAUUCUUUGUAUUGGGGUUGGUGUUGCUGUUAUGCAUUAUGUUGAGAGGCUAAACUGGCUUGAUUCCUUUUAUCUGUCGGUUAUGUCUGUGACUACUGUUGGGUAUGGUGACCGGGCUUUUAGGUCCAUGGCAGGGCGUAUUUUUGCUUCCAUUUGGUUGCUUGUGUCCACCCUGGCUGUGGCUCGGGCCUUUCUCUAUUUGGCUGAGGCUAGAGUGGAUAAGAGGCAUAGGAGGAUGGCUAAAUGGGUUCUUGACCAGGGUUUGACCGUUUCUCAGUUUCUUGCUGCGGAUAUUGAUAACAACGGCUAUGUCAGCAAGUCAGAAUUUGUGAUAUACAAGCUAAAGGAGAUGGGAAAGAUCUCGGAGAAAGACAUAUUACAAAUAUGCAAAAUAUUUGAUCGGCUGGACACUGGAAACUGUGGCAAGAUCACGCUGGCUGACCUUAUGCAGAGCCCCCAUAACUAGAAACAAACACGAUCAUGUGAAAACAUACAUGGCGAUGGGUGCAGUAGCAGUUGCAUCUGGAGAGUUGUAGAUAGGUAAAACUCGGCCCGAGACGAGGCUAUUUAUUUAUUAUUUUAAUUUUGGUACCGAAUUGAGUAUGGACUCGUGCAAGCUUGCACUUAGCAUUUGUAUCCGACGCAAGUAGCAAUUUUUAUUACUUAGAAAAAAACAUGUAGGUAUGGUUUGAAAGUUUUUCCUCUCUUCGUAAUGAUCUGUGAGAAACAAUCAUUAUUAAUUAUUAAAUUUGCCAUCCAUAA
Molecule: messenger RNA, 1889 nt
Organism: Helianthus annuus (common sunflower)
Lineage: Eukaryota; Viridiplantae; Streptophyta; Magnoliopsida; Asterales; Asteraceae
Product: two-pore potassium channel 3
Exons: 2
Coding region: 334-1593 (419 amino acids)
Biological process (GO): potassium ion transmembrane transport; stabilization of membrane potential
Cellular component (GO): plant-type vacuole membrane
Molecular function (GO): potassium ion leak channel activity
Source: RefSeq, a predicted model, not a curated record